Phalaenopsis equestris is the source of this 2619-nucleotide messenger RNA. RefSeq lists its product as uncharacterized. The transcript is spliced from 9 exons. Gene Ontology annotation, biological process: lipid metabolic process. Bases 1 to 2343 code for a protein of 780 amino acids. NCBI's taxonomy places the organism in Eukaryota, Viridiplantae, Streptophyta, Magnoliopsida, Asparagales, Orchidaceae. The record is from RefSeq and is a predicted model, not a curated record.
AUGUGUAUUUAUUUAAGCAAAGGUGAACCCAAUCACGCAAGACUCAGCUACGAGACUUCCGUUGGAUCCUUCCUUGUGGAUUCGGUUUCCGCCUCUGUUCAACGAUUCGCUUCAAUCCUCCGUCUCUCUCUCUCUGUCUCUCGCUCGCUCGCUGGCUUACUCACUCUCUCCUUUUUUGGAUUCUUCCUCACGAUAUUGAAGCUUUCGAUUAUGCUGCAGCGAUUUGUUGACAGCGUACUCGCCGUCAUCAAGGAAUCAGUGAAGACAUUCACAUAUGAAUCUUUGAAUAAUAUUGCAAGGUUUAUUAAUGGAGCCUCUGCUCUUAUGUUGGCCAUCCUUCCUGGGAAAGCGAACAUUUUAGAGGGCAUUUAUGGCUGGGAGCUUAGGCCUAGCUUCCGUGGACCUCGACUCCCCCGAUGGAUGGAGAAUGGCGUGUCUUCAUUCAAUCACUUCAUACAUGAACUUGAUUCUGAUUCCUCGAGUAUUGAUUAUUCAUCCGGAGAAGAUGAUAAUGAUGGAGACAUUUUUCCAGCUUCUCCUUCUUCAUAUACCUCUCGUUUGUCUCAUGCAAGCAGCUUUUCUAGAAACAACAAACGAUUAACAUGCAUGCUACCAAUCGUGUUCUUGAUUUCCUUGAUAUUGUGGCCUUUGAAGUUUCUUUUGAAAUUUUCUUUGAGGAUUCCAUCCUUGAUUUAUCGUUCAGCUGGAUUUAGGACAGGUGGAGAUACCUCCAGUGGCAUUGAUGGAGACCAGUUAAAAAAUGACCCACAUGCAAAUAAGAAGGCAGCCCAUCUUAAAGACCAGGUUGUUCAGCGCACUACAGAUAGACGGCGAGGAGUGGUUGAAGAUCUUCAACUAGCUAUUGAAGUGCUUAUUGAAGCAAUUUUUGAUAUCUUCCACAAGGCAGUACAUUUUCUUCUUUCGCCAUCAGAAGUGUACCAGAAACUUUUAGGGAGUUUGUCUUCUCAUGACUUUGAUGUACCUGUUCCCACUUCUACCCUUGCUGAUGUUGAUCCCACUCCUACCGAGAGGCGGACUUCGUUUAGACGGUCUUUGAAUACGGAUGCGCGUACUUGCCAGGAUGUAAUUACUGAGCUUGGAUAUCCUUACGAGGCCAUUCGUGUGGUUACAUCUGAUGGAUAUGUUCUGCUCCUUGAGAGGAUCCCCAGGCGUGAUUCACAGAAGGUUGCUUACCUCCAACAUGGAAUAUUGGAUUCUUCAAUGGGUUGGGUUUCCAAUGGCGUGGUUGGUUCUCCUGCAUUUGCAGCCUAUGAUCAAGGUUAUGAUGUUUUCCUUGGGAACCUGCGUGGUCUAGUUUCAAGGGAGCAUGUUGACAAAAACAUUUCUUCACGCUUGUAUUGGAAAUAUUCGAUCAACGAGCACGGAACCAAAGACAUGCCUGCAAUUAUCGAUAAAAUACAUGAAAUCAAAACAUCCGAGCUAUCAUCACAUCUCAAUUCCGAAGAUUUAGUUGUGGGUCCUCAUCCCUAUCAACUCGGCGUAGUCUGCCACAGCCUCGGAGGAGCGGUGAUGCUGAUGUACAUCAUCAUGCGCCAGAUAGAAGCGAAGCCCCAUAGAUUAUCGAGGAUGAUUUUACUCUCUCCUGCUGGCUUUCACGAAAACUCCACAUUUGUGUUUACCAUAGCAGAGCAUCUCAUUCUACUACUCGGUCCGAUCCUUGCACCUAUCGUCCCUGGACUUUACAUACCCACGAGGUUUUUCCGCAUGCUGCUGAACAAAUUAGCGCGGGACUUCUAUAACUAUCCCGCACUAGGCGGACUCGUUCAAACUCUAAUGAGCUAUGUUGUUGGUGGCGAUAGCUCAAACUGGGUGGGGGUGCUCGGGUUGCCUCACUACAACAUGGAUGAUAUGCCCGGUGUGUCCCUUCAUGUUGCUAUCCACUUAGCGCAGAUAAAACGAGCAAAGAGGUUUAUCAUGUAUGAUUAUGGAAGCGAAGCUGCCAACAUGGAGGCAUAUAAUUCGCCAGAACCAUUGGAUCUUGGGCAGUAUUAUCAUCUCAUUGAUGUGCCUAUAGAUCUGGUGGCUGGAAGAAAAGAUAAGGUGAUAAGCCCAUCCAUGGUGAGGAAGCACUACAGGCUGAUGAAAAGGGAAGGGGUGGAGGUUUCCUACAAUGAGUUCGAAUACGCACACCUUGACUUCACGUUUUCACAUAGGGAAGAGCUUCUGGCCUAUGUUAUGUCACGGCUUUUGCUCGUCGGCUCAUCGCAGAAGCUGCAAGGGGAGCAGGACUCCAUUAGGUUUAAAAGAUCAACUAAAAUUUUUUCAAAUAGUGUACGGAAUAAUGAGUAUGGCCAACAGGAUGAAAUCAGACCCGUGGAGUGAGCUUUGGCUUAUAUAAGCAGCUUUAGGGCUCAAUGGGUGAGAUAAAUUUGUGUCUGUAUAUUACAUCAAUAAAUUGUUGUGGUUUUGGCAUUCGGAAGUCAGCGCUGAGAGCCGGAGUCUGUCAUGACCUCUAGUACUUGGUGGUGGUGAUAUGGAAUGUCAAAGGGGAAUGUUUUUGUCCUUUCCCCAUAUGUAACUUUAACAAAUUCGGUAGACUUUAAUGUAAAUUACAAAAACUUCCAGGAUAUUCUGUAGUUAACAGUUAUUUAAGUGCAA